AUGACUAAUCCAAGUGUCCAUUUUGAAAAUUCAGAACGAGAUCCAUUACUGAAUACAACAGAUUCGAGUCUAUUAAACACUCAAUCAUAUCGAAGACGUACAUCAACAGCUAUCAAUACUGCCUCAAGCAAACAACGUUUUCUUGGCAUUCGUAUAUGUUAUUUUGGUAUAUUUGUCAGUUCAAUUGCAUUUUCAAUUACAGUACCGUCUCUCUGGUCAUUCUUACUUGUUGUAGACAGAACGGCUGAAGCUACGUUUCUAGGCUGGCUAGUAGCAUCGUUUAGUGUCGGUCAAUUGAUUGGUUCACCAUUAUUCGGUUAUUUUGCAACUAAACUUAAUUCAAAUAAAGCUCCAUUAUGCAUUAGCACAUCAAUGAUUGUUGUAGCCAACAUACUCUAUGCGUACAUUCAAGGAAUUCAUAUUGGAUUUUCAAGCAAGUGGUGGCUAAUGAUAGCAAGAUUUGUGAUGGGAGUUGGUGCAGCUAAUUCGUCCGUUAUGCGAUCAUAUUGCUCCCAAGCUACAACUGUUACAGAACGAAUGAGUGUAAUGGCUAAUUUAUCAGCAUUUCAAGGAAUCGGUUUCAUAUUGGGACCAUUAAUACAAGCUCUUUUUGGCUUUCUUGGUUAUCCUGGUCCAAUACAAAAGCCAUGGGUAAAACUAGCUACAAUUCACAAUAGAGUUUAUGAUGAUAGAGAGCGUCGAGAAAGCACAUUAGCAAUAUUUUGUUGUUUAUAUUUAUUUUUUAUUACAUAUCUGGUAUUUACAAAUUACGAAACGAUUGCUUCGCCACUGUCUAUUGAUAUGUAUUCAUGGUCGAAAGAACAAAGCACCACGUACAAUGGCUAUAUUUUAGGUGGACUAGGUGGUCUCUCAGUUAUUGUUUUGAUUGUCACAAAAUUUAUGGCCAAGAGACUUUCCGAACGUCUGUUGAUGUCUAUUGGUUUGACCAUAUCUUUUAUCGGUUAUUUCACAUUUUUACCAUGGGGUACUGAUUAUCCAUCAAUUCAGAUAGGCACUUAUACACCCGAGCUGAGUGUUAAUUCUUCUCCAGCUGUGCCUUCAACCACUGGUAGUUCAGAAGAAAAAGGUUGUCCGAUGGAUUAUCAUUGGUGUUAUUCAGUACCAAGAGUGCAAUUAUGGCAAUUUAUUUUAUCCGCUAUUAUUAUAACUAUUGGAUUUUCGAUAUGUAAUGUGAUAUCGUUUGCAUUGUUUUCAAAAAUAUUACAAAAUAGACCACAAGGUACAAUGAUGGGCUGGUUGAAUGCUGCCGGUGCUUUUGCAAGAGCAUUUGGGCCAAUCGUUGUUGGAUUUGCAUAUAAGCACUAUGGUCCUCGAAUUAUGAUGAUAAUGAUGUUAGUUUUUGUAUUUACAGGAAUAGCUGUAUUACUAUUCAAUUAUAAAAGACUUUAUGCAGAAGAGACAGAUGAGUCUGAUGAUGAGGACAAUAUUGCUGUUAACUGA
This is a messenger RNA of Didymodactylos carnosus, 1461 nucleotides long. The record is from the annotation of a GenBank genome assembly. Lineage: Eukaryota; Metazoa; Rotifera; Eurotatoria; Philodinida; Philodinidae.